This is a messenger RNA of Ficedula albicollis (Collared flycatcher), 838 nucleotides long. RefSeq names its product RCC1 domain containing 1 (gene RCCD1). The coding region runs from base 11 to 823 and encodes 270 amino acids. The transcript has 5 exons. The record is from RefSeq and is a predicted model, not a curated record. NCBI's taxonomy places the organism in Eukaryota, Metazoa, Chordata, Aves, Passeriformes, Muscicapidae.
UAAUGGGAUAAUGGGAUGGAUGGGAUGGAGGGUGAAGCGCUGGUGGCAGCACGGGGCCAUGGUGGCACCUGCCUCGGGGAAUACAGGGUGUUGGUGUCCCCGGAGCAGCAGUGCUGCCAGCGAGUGGGGCUCAGGGCUGAGCUGUGCCUGCUGUGUUUUCUCCCACCCCACAGAGGCAGGAGACCUGUACGUGUGGGGCUGGAACGAGUCGGGGCAGCUGGCUCUGCCCUCCAGAGCGCUGGCGGCGGAGCGGGCGCAGGCUGAGGAGACGGGCACAGGGAGCCCCGAGCUGACGCCCUGCAGGGAGCAGCUGCCUGCCCGGGAUGCUGCGUUCAUCUCCAUCCAGGCGUUCCCAGCCCUGCUGGACCUGCCGCAGGACCCGGAGCUCAGCGCGGUCAGCUGUGGGUCCCGACACACGGCCGCGGUCACGCGAGGUGGGGAGCUCUACACCUGGGGCUGGGGUAAAUAUGGACAGCUGGGACACGGGAACAACAUCAGCUCUGACCAGGCACGCCGCGUGGAGCAGCUGGUGGCCGAGGGGCUGCGGGUGGAGGAGGUGGUGUGUGGGCCCUGGACCACCUAUGACCAGCUCCAGGACCACUCUGUCCUCAGGGCCGGGGCAGGCAGCCCCCCCACAGCACAGGAUGGGGCUGAGUUUAGCCACAGUGACCUGAUUCAUACCUGGAGUGGGGCUGCAGCUGCGUCAGGACCAGGGACACCUGGGAGAGGCUGGAUGUGUUUAUUAAAUUCACCUUCCCAUGAUGGCUGCAGUGUUGGUGUGUGCAAAAGCCUGUCUGGUUCCAGUGAAGCUAUCCUGGGGUGAGGGGCUGCACGGGGC